AUGAGACAAAAUGACACUGCGCUGCAGAAACAGCAAAAAUAUAUGGAGGAAGAGGUAGAUGAUAAUAAGUGGAAAAUUAAACAUCUGGAAGAACUAUUAAACAGAAAAGAGAAUGAGAUGACGCAAAUAAUUCACAAAAAUGAAAUUUUAGAAAAAAAGCUAAUGGAAAACUACAAAAGUAUCCCUGAACGGGAUCAAACUUUGAAGAAUCUUGAUCUGACAGUGAAAGAGCUUGAGAAAAUUAUUAAUAAUCGUGAUCUGACAGUGAAAGAUCUUGAGGAAAAGUUACAAAAAAUGAGAACUGAAAUCAGAGAUGAAAGUGAAAGCCUUGUAACUGAGGUGAAGGAUAAAGAUCAGCAGUUGUCUAAGCAGGCGGCUAGACUGCAACAAAUCUUAAAUCAGUUACACGAAAAAGAGUCCGAAUUAGGUGGAACUAUUUCUUUACUGAAGAGACAAAUACAAGGAAAGGAUGACCACAUAUCUAAACUGAAACAAGCUCUGAAACUGUUAGGUGACAGAGAAUCUGAAAUGAAAGAAAUCGACACUUCGCUGAGGACGAAACUUGAAUAUCUCGAGAAGGAAUUGGAAAGCCGUGAGCGGGAGGUAGAAACACAUUUAGAGGACAUGUUAAACAGUAAAACGGCAGAAAUUACUAAAAUGAGUGCUCAAAAUGAAUAUCUAGAAAACAAGUUAAAAGAAAAAGACGAACUGAUUGAUCAGCGGGAUCGCGUCUUGAAGGAACAGCAAGAAGCAGAGACUGAGUUGUGUGGAAUUAUAACUUCACUACAGAAGAAGAAUGAGGAUCUUGAAACAGAUAUAAACGAUCGUGAUUUGACAGUAAAAGAUCUUGAAAAAAGGUUAGAAAGAAUGAGGAUGGAAAUUAGUGGUGGAAAUGAACGUCUUAUACUGGCGAUGACGGAAAAAGAUAAGCAGAUAUCUAAACAGGCGGCUAAACUGCAACAUGCCUUAAAUCAAUUGCACGAAACAGAGGCCGAGUUAGGUGGAAUUAUUACUUCACUAAAGAAACAAAUUCAGGGAAAAGAUGACCAGAUAUCUAAACUUGGAGAUCAGUUGAAACAAACUUUGGAACUGUUAGAUGACAAAGAAUCUGAAGUGAAAGAAAUUGACGCUACUCUGAGAAAGAAAAUUGAAUAUCUUCAGGAGGAGUUGGAACGCCGUGAGCGGAAGGCAGAAACAAAUUUACAGGAAAUGUUAAACAGAAAAACGGCAGAAAUUACUAAAAUGAGAGCAGAAACUGAUCUUCUAGAAAUAAAAUUGAAGGAAAACGACAAACAGAGUGAUCAACGGGAUCGAAUUUUGAGACUGCAAAAAGCGGAGACUGAAUGCAGUAGAAUUAUAAAUUCACUGCAGGAAAAGAACCACGGUCUUGAUACGGAUAUCAAGGGUCGUGAUAAGAAACUUAAAGAUCUUGAAGAAAAAAAUGCAAACAUGAAGACUGAAAGUAGAGUUGAAAAUGAACGGCUUAUAAUGGAGGUGAUGGAAAAAGAUAAGCAGAUAUCUGAACAGACGCUUCGUCUGGAACAAGCUUUAAGUCAGUUUCAUGUAAAAGAGACCAAAUUAGGUGAAACUAUCAUUUUACUAAGAACAGAAAGUCAGGCAAAAGACGGCCUUUUAUCUGAACUGAGAGAUCAGUUGAAACAAACUCUAGAAAAGCUGGAUGCAAGAGAUUCUGAAUUAAAAGAAAUUGAAACUUCCCUUCAGGAGAUGGAACGCCAGAAACGGAAAGCAGAAAUACAUUUAAAGGAAAUGCUUAAAAAUACAAACGUAGAAAAAUCUAAUGUGAGGAAAAGAAAUGAAACUCUAGAAAACAAGGUGAUGGAAAAAGAUAAACAGUUAAUCGAACAGAGAGAUCAGUUGCGACAGACUGUUAAACAAAUGAAUGAAACACAAGAUAAAUUAGAUGGAGUUAUUACUUCGCAAAAGAAGAAAAUUCAGCAUCUUCAGAGAGAGGUUGAACGACGUGAUCUUAAAAUAAACGAUAUAGAGAAACUUUUACAUAGUACAAAGACUGAAAACAGAGGAAAUCAGCAGAGUGAAGCUGUAAUAGAAAAAGAAGUUAAGAUAGCAGAGCUGAAAAACCAGUUGCAAAAGACUUUGACAACAUUGCAAGAUACAGAGGCUGAACUAGACGAAACUAAAACAAGGCUCAGUAAAGCUAUGGGAGACAGACUGACUGAUAACAACCCAAAUAUUACGGACUUAAGCGACAAAAAUCGCCCUACAAAACUCGCUGAGAGAUGUGCUGAGUUGUAUGAUAAUCAGUGGACUGAUGCGUUUGACAUUCUCGACAAAUACUUCGAUACAGAAGAAAAUGUUAUAGGAGCCCUCUUAGAGAUUUUGCAGGAUACUAUGACUUUCUGCAUAAAAAGGGCACAUGAACAAAUGGAAGAAUUAGGACGUGAACUGAAAUUUGCGGACCAACAUGGAAAUGGAGAUGUAUCAGCAGAUGUGCGUAAACUCUUUAAAGAUUGCAGGAAGGCAGUAGCACCUGUUGCCGUUGGAAACCUAUAUACGAUGUAUGAGUCUCGUCUUAAACGGUCAACUGAUAAUUCAUUAAGAACAGCUUUAGAAGUCAGCUCAUACACAUCAGAAUGUCUUGAAAUCUGCUGGUUUAUGACGAUCCAAGACCCACCCGUUGCAUUUGCUCCGUUGCUUAGAAAAGGUUCAAGCUUUAACACCGACUUGUACAAACCAUAUACCAGCAGUGGGACAAACAUUGACUAUGUAGUCUGGCCUCCUCUGCUUUUACACGAGAGUGGUCCAAUUCUGGCGAAAGGCGUAGCUCAAGGGUACGGCAAGAAAUCAAAAAAGAGUGCAGAAUUUGCAACACAGACAAACAUGGGAUGCUGUAAAUCAAAGGCUAAGAAAUAUAAACAGGAACAAAAUGAUAUACAUGAUGGGACCUCUCAACAUGAUUCACCCUCUCCUCAAGAACCUCAACCGGAUAAUGUGAGAAGCAAUGAGAAAAUGGCGGUUUUGCCUGGCGGAGACACACAACCCUCUCGAACAUCUGUCGGAGACGGUGCAGCACAACCCUCAACUGGAGUGAAAAUAAACAAUGAUAGUCAAGAAAACAAAUCGAAAGUAACAGAACAUAAGCCAGAUAAUAGGAGAAGCAAUAAGAAAAUGGCGGUUUUGCCUUGCGGAGACACACAGCCCUUUCGAACGUAUGUCGGAGACGGUACAGCAGAACACUCAACUGAAGAGAAAAUAAAAAAUGGUAGUCAUGAAAACAAAUCGAAAGUAACAGAACAUGAGCAAGAUAAUAGGAGAAGCAAUAAGAAAAUGGCGGUUUUGCCUGGCGGAGACACACAACCCUUUCGAACAUCUGUUGGAGACGGUACAGCAGAACACUCAACUGAAGUGAAAAUAAAAAAUGAUAGUCAUGAAAACAAAUCGAAAGUAACAGAACUUGAGCAAGAUAAUAGGAAAGAAGAAGCAGGACCAGCAGUUAGUGUUGAAAAUACCCCGAUAACAUCUCAGAGAACAGAAUAUGAAAAGAAAUAUGAACAAAUGGGAGAACAAUGCGAAAAAACUGCACAAGAUGUUCAAAGCAGAGACAAAGAAAUACAAAAGCUACAUGAUGAUAUUGCUUCAAAAGAAAACGAAAUCAAAAGGCUCAAACAAAAUAUCAAAGAAGGUGAUACAAAAGAAAAAGAGUUGGCAGAACUUAAAUCAAAAGUCAAUGAAAUGACGGCUGUUGAAAAGAGGAUGCAACAAGAAAUCAAGAAUAAGAAAAGUGAAAUUAAAAAGUUAGAAAAAGAGGCUAAUGAGGAAGUGGCAGAUACUAUGGACAAAAUUGACACAUUAAGGAAAGAGAAAGUCGUUGCUCUUGCGAAAAAAGAUCAAGAAAUAAAAAAGCUGGAGGAGGAAAAAGACCAACUUCUUCUAAGACUGAGUGAAAUGGCAGGCAGGCGACUCACAGAUAACAAUCCAAAUAUAGCAGAUCUUAGCGAUUUAAACAGACCAACAAAACUGGCAGAAAAAUACGCGGAGUUGUAUGACAAUGAAUGGACUGAUGCGUUCUCAUAUCUGGAAACUCUUGAUGUAUAUAAAAGCUCUGACACACAAGUGAUCUAUGCUUUGAUGACAAUGCUUACAACUGCGUACAAAGUUUCUUGGAAAACAGCUGACCGACAACUAGAGACUUUACGCAGUCUUCUAAAUGAGUUUCACGGGAAUUCGACAAAUCGAAAUCAGCAAGUAAAUGACGUACUAAAACAGCUGAAAGAUCAUAGGAAAAGAGCCAUUCAACCUAGUAACGAACUUUCAAAGGAAUACAGAAUGGAGAUUGAAAAAGACUUACCGAAACUCGAGCCUAAGGUGUUUGAUUCUGAUGCUUUAAAAUCUUAUCUUCAAAGAUGUCUGGAGUUGUGUUGGUUGAUGGUUAUACAAGAUCCACCAGUUUAUUUGAAUUUGAAAGGCUCAAAGAAAAAAGAACCCUUCGAUAAAAACAUUUAUAAAGAGUAUACACAAUCUGGUCCGUUUGUAAAAUAUAUUGUUUGGCCGGCUGUGUUCUUGGAGAAGGGCGGUGCACUUCUUUGUAAAGGUGUUGUGCAAUGUGAUAAGGAGUUCACUAGUUCCCUUCGUAAACUAGAGAAAAAAGGCACAGAAAUUAGAAGGCACUCAUCUUCAUUACGUGUAUCUGGAGAUCAGCCUUUAACCGCAGUUUCUGCUAUAGUUAAAACUGGUCACAUCGAGGGCGUGGGAACAUAUAUCGCAACUGACGACAGCCAUUCCGAAAACGAAAAGAAACAAACAAUUGAGAGUACAGCUGCCACUGCGGACUAUUUACAAGGACAAGAAACAAAACUGUAAAAUUUUGACACAGAAUAUUACAUUUUGAAACGAUUGAUGACAACGUGUUGAUCUAAAAUAUGUUCAUUUAUUAAUACCCUGAAAAUGUAUGAAACCAAAUAUAUACAGAUGUAGAACGACAUAAUCAGAGCUAGAAUAUCUAAAGAACACACACGCACACUCGCACGCACGCACGCAAACACACACAUACUGUCUCUUUCGCACGUGCUCGCACAGGUACAUGCAAUUUUGAGUCUUUCAUUCGCUUGUAAAUAUUGCAUGUGAAUAAAAAGCAAUAAAUAUUAUUUUUAACUAAAUCUGAACAAUUAGUUUAUCUGAUCAAAUUUAGUUUCCAAAGUACAAACGUAUAUGUAACAAUAUAAAAUUGAAUGCGUUUCAGCAGUUACACAAGUUCAUUACGGAUUGCAGAAUGAAUUAGAUCUUUUUAUUUUA
Molecule: messenger RNA, 5271 nt
Organism: Mercenaria mercenaria
Lineage: Eukaryota; Metazoa; Mollusca; Bivalvia; Venerida; Veneridae
Exons: 17
Coding region: 1-4839 (1612 amino acids)
Source: RefSeq, a predicted model, not a curated record